GGACUCCUCCGGAUCGGCUUGACCACGUGUGUGGGAGAGAUGCAAUGAGCAAGGACUCUCACGAAAUCAUUCUUAUUUACGUCAUCGCGAGACUAAAUGUUGGACCUCGAAGACUGUCCAUUAACGUCUCUCCUUCUGGAAUGGCAAAGGUACCUGAGUUUCACGUCCCCCGUGGAUGAUACUCCGCCUUGGAAUACAAUUGCCAUCUACCAAGGCGGCGUUUUAUAUCUCAAUCAUUGUAUGGAUCUUCUGGGGCCCAAUUGAAUUUACCGCGGCUGCCUUAAAAGGAACAUCGCUUUCCGAAGUAAUGGAAGGACUGCAGGUGGCCAGCGGCUCAUACUCAGGAAUUUGGUGCCAAUACCUAAUGCGCCGAAGCCGCCUUCUACUCGUCGAAGCGACAGGCGACCUGGCUCGAUGUUCCUACGUUCUAGAGAAAAAUGGAGACCCCUCGACCAAGAACAACCUCCAACGGACUGCCCGUAGAAAGCUGUACCAGGUCUACUUUUACUUCGUUUACGGCAUCGCAACAGUGUUCGGUGCCUUGGCGACUUUCAUCACCAUGCGAACGCAUUGGACGGAGGCUAUUAUUGAUUUGGGUGCACAGGCUGGAGUACAAUUGACUGUCGUCAUGCUGAAGGCACUCAUGUUGCCGCUCCAGACAGUGCUGCUUUUUUCCGUGCUUAUCACCUACUACUCCGCCCUUCCACUUUUCUUCAUCUUGUACGGCUCCACAGCAGAGCUGCAUCGCGGAAUCGCAGUUGGCAUCAAGAACGGCCACUGCACGGAAGGCUGGGCUGCGCUGCAGAGCCACCUGAUUGCAGUGACCGCCAAGGUGCGCGUCGCCGUCGCGGACGUGAUCCCGCACAUGCUGGUCGUGGGCAUCGUCCUGCCGCUGUUUUGCACCGUCGACGUGCUAACGAACGGCCUCAAGGCGGGCUAUUUCGCCAUGUGCACGGCUCCGCUACUGUUUACGAUUUUGGUGGCGUCGUUCGAGGCUGGCGAGAACGUCUCUGCUUCGCUGGAGGCACGACACCUUUGCCAUUAUUUCUUGCUUACGUCCCGUUCGAACAGCGGUGAUUGA
Thrips palmi is the source of this 1081-nucleotide messenger RNA. RefSeq lists its product as uncharacterized. The transcript has 8 exons. NCBI's taxonomy places the organism in Eukaryota, Metazoa, Arthropoda, Insecta, Thysanoptera, Thripidae. The coding region runs from base 176 to 1081 and encodes 301 amino acids. The record is from RefSeq and is a predicted model, not a curated record.